This is a messenger RNA of Saccostrea echinata, 765 nucleotides long. RefSeq lists its product as uncharacterized. The transcript has a single exon. The record is from RefSeq and is a predicted model, not a curated record. Bases 1 to 765 code for a protein of 254 amino acids. Lineage: Eukaryota; Metazoa; Mollusca; Bivalvia; Ostreida; Ostreidae.
AUGAGAGAUUCGUUAAGAGGUUCGUACAAUUGGGAUGAUCCCUUACCUCCUCAUCUAUUGGACAGAUGGUCUAAUUGGAAAGACUCUUUGAAAUCCCUUGAAGAUGUGCAUAUUCCAAGAACAUACGCCCCCAUCUCUCUACAAGAGACCUUGUCCACGGAGCUUCAUAUUUUCUCGGACGCCUCGGAAACGGCCAUAGCCUCAGUGGCCUAUUUGCUUACAGUUGAUGCGUCAAACAACAUUCAUGUGGGAUUUGUUUUGGGAAAGUCUAAGCUCGCACCGAUGAAAGGACAUUCUGUUCCACGCUUGGAACUCCGUGUAGCAGUGAUGUCUGUCCAGAUAUAUGAUAUUAUCAGUGAUGAACUUGACAUAAGCUUCAACUCUGUGCGUUUUUACACCGACAGUCUCGUUGUUCUAGGUUAUAUACAUAACCAAAGCAGGCGAUUCUAUAAGUAUGUAGAAAACCGGAUCGAACGAAUCAGGAAGUCUACGACACCUGACCAAUGGAAUUAUGUUCCAACCAAGUCUAUUCCAGCAGAUUCUGGCACGAGAAAUGUGACUGCUGAAGACAUUAUCAACAACAGGUGGAUCUUAGGCCCACCUCAACUCAGAGAACCAAUUGAAGAUAAUCUCAAUACAGAAUACCAUCUCUGUGAUCCUGAGAAUGACACUGAAAUUCGCAAGAUUAGAGAGGUUGAAACUCUGAAAACAACUACAGACAACAAAAAUGAUCAACUUGAGACAUUUCACAUAAGUCAUAGCUAG